GCGCGCGGGGCGGGACGGGACGGCCCUGUGAUGUCGGCCCCGCUGGCUCCCGGUGCCCCCUGCCUUGCCCUGGCGCGGAGCCGCCCGGCCGGGCGCGCAGGAUUCCCACCACCCACGUAGAGGCCGCGGUCCUGCGCGGGCCUGGGCCCUCGGGCCAUGGACGGACCUGGGCGGUGGAGGGACCCACGAAGCCCCGCCCCCUGCGCGUGGCGCCCGCCGGAAGGGAGGUCGCCUGGGCCACGCCGCGGCCUGAAUCCUUGGGGCCGGCGGCCGCGGACCGGUGUCGCUGGGCGGAGUUCGCGUCUGCCGCGCUCCCCUGGGACUCGGGGCUUGGGGGUCACAUCGGCGGGCCGCGGGGGCACCGUGGGAAGUUGGGGACAUUUGUGUCCGGGCCCCGAGCCGGGGACACUGGGUCAUCUUGUGCCCCAACGGAUGCGCCCAACUCGUGCGCUCUCUGCUUGGUCCCACAGACCACGUGAAUACGAGUACAUGCAGGUGUGUACGGAGGUGUCCAAGCACGGCAGCGGCUCAAGGUGUUGUGUCCCAGCAGUAAACCCAACGGCCCUGGGGCCCUCCGCAGGGCAAGGAGACCCGAGCAGCAGCCCUCAGGCUGCGAAGGGCCGGCCACUCGCUGCUCCCGCCCCCACUCCUGGAGGAAGAGCUGGGGCCACUAGAGCAAGUCCCAGGCUGCGAAACCACCAGCACAUUCCCCUCCCCCUUGUCCAAAUAAACCCUCAGAAGAUCUGCCCAGCACUUUGGGAGGCCAAGGUGGGAGGAUUGCUUGACCCCAGGAGUUCAAGGCUGCAGUGAGCUGUGAUGGCACCACUGCUCUCCGGUGUGAGCAAUGGAGUGAGACCCAUCUCUAAAUAAAUAAAUAAAAUUUUAAAAAAGA
This is a messenger RNA of Lemur catta (Ring-tailed lemur), 892 nucleotides long. RefSeq lists its product as uncharacterized. The record is from RefSeq and is a predicted model, not a curated record. Lineage: Eukaryota; Metazoa; Chordata; Mammalia; Primates; Lemuridae. The transcript is spliced from 2 exons. The coding region runs from base 157 to 810 and encodes 217 amino acids.